Episyrphus balteatus (marmalade hoverfly) is the source of this 3726-nucleotide messenger RNA. RefSeq lists its product as uncharacterized. Gene Ontology annotation, molecular function: nucleic acid binding. Gene Ontology annotation, biological process: DNA integration. The transcript has a single exon. The record is from RefSeq and is a predicted model, not a curated record. NCBI's taxonomy places the organism in Eukaryota, Metazoa, Arthropoda, Insecta, Diptera, Syrphidae. Bases 1 to 3726 code for a protein of 1241 amino acids.
AUGGAAUUCUCUGGAUUGGGAAAUAACAAAAAUGGUUCGUGUCACAACUUUGUCGAUAUGAAAAUCAAAUCUAUACAUACCUCUUUUGAAACGGAUGCUAGGGCGUUUGUUCUCAAAACUAUAACUGGUUUACUUCCCAACAGAGAAGUGCUUCCUAAUCAAUGGGGUCACAUUCAGGGUUUGUGUUUAGCUGAUCCUUCUUUCUUUAAGCCGUCUAGUGUUGAUUUGCUCCUAGGUAGUGGUGUCUUUGCUGAGGUCGUUUUGCCAGAAAUUGUUAGGGGUAAUGAGCCUGUGGCACCAAUUGCUCAGAAUACUCAACUCGGUUGGAUUGUUUUUGGCAAUGCGCCAAUUCAAACUUGCCGUGUCCACCUGCAGCUUGUUGAUAUCGAUACUCAGUUUCGAAAAUUUUGGGAAAUCGAAGAAGCACCAUUUGAAAAUCCAGAAACUGCAGAAAACAUCGCUUGUGAGGAGCACUUCAAAACCCACACCAGACGUUUGCCAGAUGGAAGAUUCGAAGUUUCACUACCAUUCAAAGAAGGUGUUCGACCAGCACUAGGAGCAAGUCAACAGGGAGCACUGCGAAGAUUUCUCCAGCUUGAAAGAAGAUUCGACAACAAUCCUCAACUACAGAAGGAGUACUCAGCGUGCAUGUCCGAGUAUAUUCAGCUCGAUCAGAUGGAAAAAGUAGAUGUCAGCCAAGGUGAAAUUCUCCAAUCUCCAUUCCACUAUGUUGUGCCACAUCAUGCCGUGUUCAAGGAAUCCAGUACAACAACGAAGCUGAGGGUAGUUUUCGAUGCUGCUUUUAAAACUACAAAUGGAACUUCGUUAAAUGAACAUCUUUUGGUUGGACCUAAAACACAAUCAAAUAUAAUGGACAUCAUAUUAAAAUGGAGGAAAUUCAAGAUUACCUUGACGGCUGACAUCGAAAAAAUGUACCGGCAGAUCAAGAUGAAAAAACCAGAUACCUUUUAUCAGCUGAUUUACUGGCGAGACAACAAGAUGAGUCCUCUGCAGCUAUAUCGAUUAAAAACCGUCACUUUUGGAACAGCAUCCGCUCCAUAUUUGGCUACUCGCACGUUAAACAAACUUGCUGAUGACGAAAAGGACAAAUAUCCAUUGGCAGCCCAGAUGAUACGUCACGAUAUGUACGUUGAUGAUUUGGUCAGCGGAGCAGACUCAGUACAAGAAGCUCAACAAAAAGUAGCUGAAAUCAACCACCUUCUAUCAUCAGCUGGUUUCCAUUUACGCAAAUGGGCGAGCAAUUCUGAAGAUGCUUUGAUCAAUAUUGCACCCCAAGAACGUGAAGUUGAUUUUCUGCUGCCUUUCGAUUCAUCAGAACACAUAAAAACCUUGGGCAUUAAAUGGCUUCCUGCAAGCGACUCAUUCACUUUUCAGUGGACUCAAUCCAAAACAGCUGAAGUUACCAAACGGACCAUCUUAUCAACCAUUGCUAAGCUUUUCGAUCCACUUGGUUGGAUUUCUCCGUGCGUAAUUUCUGCGAAAAUUAUUAUGCAAAAAUUGUGGGUAAAGGGUUUAGCAUGGGAUGUUCCUGUUCCACUCGAUCUGCAACGAGAAUGGUUUGCUUUACGAGCAGAUUUGCCAAGUCUCGAAAAAAUUCGAAUACCAAGAUGGAUUUGUACUGAAAAAGAAAAUUUGGAGUUAGAGUUGCACGGUUUUAGUGACGCUUCUAUGAAAGCAUAUGGGGCAGUAGUCUACCUUAGAGUUCUGAACAGAAGCAACAAAAUUCACACUCACCUUGUUAUGUCCAAAACUAGAGUCGCUCCUCUUAAUACAGUUUCGCUUCCUAGACUUGAGUUAUGCGGGGCUGUUAUGUUAGCUCGUCUUUUAUGUCAUGUAAAAGAUGUUUUACAAUUAGGCCAGAUGAAGACAUACGCGUGGACAGAUUCCACAAUCACAUUAUGUUGGAUUGCUGCACCACCAUCAAAGUGGAAAACAUUCAUUAGCAAUAGAGUGGCCGAAAUUCAGAGGUUAACGAACGUAAACAUUUGGAAUCACGUUCCCACUAAACUGAAUCCUGCAGACUUAGCAUCGAGAGGAAUUUCGCCAUCAGAAUUAAAAGCCAACACGCUUUGGUGGCGAGGACCAGAAUAUCUUCAAACAAACUGGAAAUUUACUUUUCCCAGUCCAGCAAGAACGUACGAAACUGAAGAAGAAUUGAGACCAGUAAAAAUCCAUUGUGCCAUAGAAUCUGAAAAUCGAGUUUCAACAUUAUUUCAUAAAACAUCAGAUUUUAGAAAACUAGUACGAAUCAUCGCUUAUUGCCGGAGGAUUGUACGAUUUUGCUUGAAAAAACUCCCGAUGAAGGAAAUAAUUUCACCACUUACCACUAUCGAGUUACAAUAUGCAACAUCCAACUGUAUCAGAGCUGCCCAAAAAGUGACGUUUCCUGAAGAAAUUUCGGACCUUAUCAAGAAUCCAUCAUCAUCGAAACAUUUUGGAGCACUGCAUCCCUUCAUUGACCGAAAUGGUAUACUUCGAGUUGGAGGACGUCUUCAAAAUUCAAAUUUACAAUAUGAACAACAACAUCCUGUUAUUUUAAAACCAGAACAUGUCCUUUCGAAGUUGCUUGUCAGAGAAGCACAUGAAAAAACGCUCCAUGGUGGACUCCAGCAAAUGGUCACCUAUCUUCGCAACAAAUAUUGGAUUUUCAAUCUAAAGAGAAGUGUGAAAAAAUAUAUUCAUGACUGUGUAAUUUGCUUCCGAUUUAAGGCCAAACCAAUGCAACAACUAAUGGGUAACUUACCAGCUGCUCGUGUCAGAGUCUCCCGACCAUUUACACAUACCGGAGUAGACUAUGCCGGACCGAUCGAAGUUAAGGCCUGGAAAGGACGCGGAGGCAAGGUUCACAAGGGAUAUUUUGCGAUAUUCGUUUGUUUAUCCACCAAGGCAGUCCACUUGGAAGCCGUAAGUGAUAUGACCACGCAGGCAUUUUUGGCAGCAUUCAGGAGGUUUACUGCACGUCGAGGUGUUUGCACUGAAAUAUACAGCGACUGCGGCAAAAACUUCGUAGGCGCCAAUACUGAGCUCCAAAAGAUGAUGAAGGCUGCAGAAAUAGAUUGGCAGCAUAUCUCAACAACAACAACAAACGUCGGAACCAAAUGGAACUUCAUUCCUCCCGCUUCUCCCCAUUUCGGUGGAUUAUGGGAAGCCGGAGUGAAAUCCGUAAAGUUUCACUUGAAACGGGUUGUCAGAAAUGAAACCCUUACAUUCGAGGAGCUCAGCACGCUUCUGACCGAAAUAGAAGCGUGUUUAAACUCGAGACCUCUUUGUCCAGUUUCCGACAACAUUGACGACUUCGAAAUUCUCACGCCUGCACAUUUCCUGUUUGGAACAUCGGCCCAUCUAAUACCAGAAGCGGACUUGGCAGAAAAGAUUUCCAACCUUGAUAGGUGGAAUAAAAUCCAAAUUGCUGUCCACUCCUUUUGGAAGCAGUGGAGCAGCGAGUAUUUAGCUCGUCUUCAGCAACGACCGAAAUGGUUGAAAACGGAAACACAGCCCAAAAUCGGAGACCUGGUUUUGCUGAAAGAUGAGCGUUUGCCACCAUCACAAUGGGCCCUUGCACGAAUCACAUCGUUAAUACCAGGAAAAGAUGAUCUUACUCGUGUCGUCAAAAUUAGAACGCAAUCUGGAGAGUUCAAAAGACCAAUUACAAAAUUAUGCCUACUACCGUCAAACAAAACCUCAGACGAAAAUGCUAUUAUCUAA